Messenger RNA from Myotis brandtii (Brandt's bat), 2687 nucleotides. RefSeq names its product eukaryotic translation initiation factor 3, subunit M (gene EIF3M). Gene Ontology annotation, molecular function: translation initiation factor activity. The coding region runs from base 1 to 1113 and encodes 370 amino acids. The record is from RefSeq and is a predicted model, not a curated record. NCBI's taxonomy places the organism in Eukaryota, Metazoa, Chordata, Mammalia, Chiroptera, Vespertilionidae. Gene Ontology annotation, cellular component: eukaryotic translation initiation factor 3 complex; cytoplasm. Gene Ontology annotation, biological process: cytoplasmic translational initiation. The transcript is spliced from 11 exons.
AUGGAUGAGCAACACUGUUUGAUUCCACAGGCUGCUGAGCUUCGAGCUUAUCUGAAAUCUAAAGGAGCUGAAAUUUCAGAAGAGAACUCAGAAGGUGGACUUCAUGUAGAUUUAGCUCAAAUUAUUGAAGCCUGUGAUGUAUGUCUGAAGGAAGAUGAUAAAGAUGUUGAAAGUGUGAUGAACAGCGUGGUAUCCCUCCUGUUGAUCUUGGAGCCAGAAAAGCAAGAAGCUCUGAUUGAAAACCUCUGUGAAAAGCUGGUCAAAUUUCGGGAAGGUGAACGCCCAUCUCUGAGACUGCAGUUGCUAAGCAACCUUUUCCAUGGGAUGGAUAAGAAUACUCCUGUAAGAUAUACAGUAUAUUGUAGCCUCAUUAAAGUGGCAGCAUCUUGUGGGGCCAUCCAAUAUAUUCCAACUGAGCUGGAUCAGGUUAGAAAAUGGAUUUCUGACUGGAACCUUACCACUGAGAAAAAACACACCCUUUUAAGGCUACUUUAUGAGGCACUUGUGGAUUGUAAGAAAAGUGAUGCCGCUUCGAAAGUCAUGGUAGAAUUGCUAGGAAGUUACACAGAAGACAAUGCUUCCCAGGCCCGAGUUGAUGCCCACAGGUGUAUUGUACGAGCAUUGAAAGAUCCAAAUGCAUUUCUUUUUGACCAUCUUCUCACUUUAAAACCAGUCAAGUUUUUGGAAGGCGAGCUUAUUCAUGAUCUUUUAACCAUUUUUGUGAAUGCUAAAUUGGCAUCAUAUGUCAAGUUUUAUCAGAAUAAUAAAGACUUCAUAGAUUCACUUGGACUAUUACAUGAACAGAAUAUGGCAAAAAUGAGACUACUUACUUUUAUGGGAAUGGCAGUGGAAAAUAAAGAAAUUUCUUUUGAUACAAUGCAACAGGAACUUCAGAUUGGAGCUGAUGAUGUUGAAGCGUUUGUUAUUGAUGCCGUGAAAACAAAAAUGGUCUACUGCAAAAUUGAUCAGACCCAGCGAAAAGUAGUUGUCAGUCAUAGCACACAUCGGACAUUUGGAAAACAACAAUGGCAACAACUGUAUGACACACUUAAUGCCUGGAAACAAAACUUGAACAAAGUGAAAAACAGCCUUUUGAGUCUUUCUGAUACCUGAAUUUUUAUGCUAUAAAUAUUUUUCUUUUGGGGAAACAUCUAAAUGAUAGUAAAACAUUUUAAGCUGAAAUUGGACAACAGUCUGAACAUUUAUUGUCUCAAGUUCAAAAGAAGUUACAAUCUUCAGAGGAUACAAUGUAAUAAAUUACGAAGGGUCUCACUGUGUCUAUCUUGAAUAAUAUGUAAGUUGUGUUCUAUUAAGGAAGGGUCUUGAAGGUGCAGCAGGAGCUUUGAUGAAAGGUAUAUGGAGGAAAGACCAAUUUAAGGGGAAUUAGGUGCUAAUAGCAAACUUUGCAAUCUUAACUCAGCUAUCUUAACUGAAGCAUUUUAUGGGCAAAAACAUAGCAGUAAUACAGCUUCAUUACAUCAGAAGAAAUUGGAAAAGUGAAUACAUCUGAAGCUUUAGAUAUAAGUCAUUUUGCUGUAAUUGAAACUACAUCAGUACUCUAAUUUACCACUGAAAGUAUUAAUCUGUUUUUGUCAACAACUCUUCUGCUUUUCUUUUUUUAGAUUGGUUGUCAUUCUCUAAGCUUAGGAACUUUUCACUUUCUUUUAUUUGAUUUGUUAUCAGGCUCUGCCAGCCACCUUCACCAAAAGAAGACAUAGUUAAAUUAGUAGUAUCUUUAAUCUUGAGAGCCUGAGAAUGGCUUUGUAGAUUUGAUUUCAGAGACUGUGUUUUCACCUAGGAAAGACCAAACUUGUUUUACCACUGAAGUUAUUACUCAUUUUCUAAACACGCAUCAACAAAUAAGUUUAAAGAAUAUCAUUAAGCUUUUGGAAUUAUGAGCAUAUGAUAAAGCCACCAUUUUCUUGGCUUUUCCCCAACUACUACAUUUUGGCAUCAAGAAACUAUAAAAUGUGAAUUUGUAGGCUUAUGUAGUAGCUUUUCAAGAUCUCUUAAUAUAUUCCAGGAAUACCACAAACAUUUUCUAAAAGGUCUUGAGCUUACAUUGAAAGAAAAGAUAUUUAAAACUGGCAGAUAAAAAUCUGUUUUGUCUUCUACUCCCUUCCUUUCCCAAACAUGUCUAUGUUUUGUAUCUUCUAUCAAAACAAGGGUAAAUUUUAAAAUGCUAACAGAAGUAAACUACCAUUUAAAAACUGCUUUUUACUUCAUGUUUCCUCUCAUGCUUCAGAGGGCCAUUUUUGGAGACACAGGAAAGAGCAAUGCAGUAUUUGGAAGUUGGCAUGUUUUCCAAAGCACUACAUUGGGUCAUGCUUAUAAUAUUGUGCUAAAAAUGUUCAUUUCUAUUUUUUUUCCUGAUAAUAAAAUACUGGAAAUUUGGAAAAUAGAAAAAAGUAUAAAGUAACUAAAAUCAGUAGUAAACCACUAUCCAGAGACUUGUCAACAUUUUGGUACCAUUUGCACUAGACUUUUUUUCUAUUUUUAGUAUAAUCAAUAACUUUCUAGAAUUUUAUAUCUUUGUUUUUCCCACUGAGCUGCUUUCCUAGGUCAUUAAAAUUUCUCAAGCUAUUGUAGGGGGCUGCAAAAUAAUUCCCUUUUAUGCAUGUGUUGUAAUUUAUCUCUUAAUUGAAUAUUUGUUUCAACUUAUCCCUGUCAAAUAAAUUUAAUUUCUU